UUAGACGCGUUCGCGUGCGGUUCUGUCAGCUCGUCACCCGUUUGUCGUUUACCGUUUGUCGUUUGCCGUUUACCGUUUGUGCGAAUCGGUUAAGAAAUUUAUUAAGCCCAACGUGCGCAUCUCUCGAGUGCAUUUCAAAUAUUCAAAUAGUCAUGCGUCUGCUGCUGUUGCUGUUGAUGGCCCUUCUGGCCGUGGUUCGUGCCCAGCAGGACUAUUGCUUCGGCAAGGACACGGAGCGACUGCAGACGCGUCAGUUUAGCUCGAAGACAGCCUAUCAGAUUGUCAAGGGCACCAACAUGGACAAGCAGUAUCAGGUGCCCGGCUGUGAGCCCAAGAAAAUGUGGAUCUAUCACAGGCACGGCACGCGGCUGCCCAAAACAAAAUUCAUCAAGGAGGCAUCGCGGUUGGAAGAACUACGUGAUUUGAUUGUAAAGAACUAUCGCGUGCUGCAUACAAAGCCGGAUACAAACGCCUUGUGCCCAGCUGAUCUGAUCGCCAUCCAGAUGUGGAAAUGGAAUACCAGCAUUACCGUCGACAAGGACGAGCAUCUGACCAGCCAGGGCUAUGAGGACAUGCGGGGCACUGCCAAGCUCUAUCAGCACUAUUUUCCCACGGUGCUGCCAAACAGAUACAACGACUCCUACUACCUGUUCCGUCACACGGACACCCAGCGUACCACGGAGAGUUUCAAGGGCUUUGCCGAGGGUCUCUUUGGUGGCAGCAAUGUGGCUACUGCCGCGGAUAUACCCGAAAAGGAUCUGCUGCUGCGUCCCUAUGAUUACUGUCCGUUUUAUAAGACCAAAAACUACAAGGGCGCGGGAUCUGAGCAUAAAAUAUAUCGCACAAGCGCCAUAUGGAAUCAGACCAUGGAGGAUAUUGCACGUCGACUUGGUUUCAGAGUUUUGGCCGAGGAUGAUAUCAAGCUGAUGUACGACAUGUGUCGCUACGAGCAGGCCUGGCAGGUGGAUCGGACGAGCGUCUGGUGCGGCGCCUUCUUGCCCGAGCAUGUCACUGUUCUGGAAUACGCUGAUGAGCUCAAGUAUUACUACGGCUCGGGCUAUGGCUUCGAUGAGAACAGACGCUUCAAUUGCCGCGCCGUGCAGGACUUGCUCUCCCGUCUGAGCAGUCCCGUCUCGCCCCAUGUCGUGGCCUAUUUUGGGCACUCGACGGGACUGCAGACGCUGCUCGUGGCGCUGGGCAUCAACGAGGAUAAGGCCAAGCUGCGUGCGGAUAACUUCAAUGCGAAUCGUCGCUGGAAGACCAGCCUAUUGGGUCCCUUUGCAGCCAACUUUGUGGCCGUCAAAUAUAGCUGCCCGGCGCAGCUGGAGAAGGAGAAGGUCGUCUUCUUCCUCAAUCAGAAUGCCGUCGAGCUGGACUGGUGCAAUGUGGGUCUCUGCAACUGGUCGGAUGUGCUGCAGAAGUACAAAACCAUCUCGGAGGCCAACUGCGAUGAGUAUUAUUGUCUGACCGGAGGAGCUGCCAGUCAUGCCUCAAUGCUGGCCGCCGCGUUUCUAGCUGCCAUUGUCUACUUAAUACAUUAGAUUCGACUUGGAUCUGGCACAGAUCUGGCAAGUAUCCGGCGUAGAGCUGACAUCUAUUUGGUAAGAAACUGGCUCUAGGAAAAAGCUGUCUUAGAUCUGCCCAGCACCUGGCCAAGAUCUGGCAAGGACCUGGCUUAAGUCUGGCAAUGAUCUGGCAUAGUUUAGUUUCUAAUUUCUAAUGUACAAAGUUCGUACCAAAAAAAAAAAAUAUAUAUCAAAAGAACAUCGCGAAGAGCUCGCUUUAAGGUGCGCUGGAGGCAUUAAAGUAUUUUUUCAAUAAAUGUAAAUUUUCUACUUUUAACGAGCACAUCCAACACAGCAAUUCGAGAAAAAACUGACACACACACACACAAAUACACACAUGAAUAGCUUUUAAUUAAUUAUUAAAUUCUGCUUGUGGCAACUAAAUACAAAGUUAACAAUUAAAUAGCUUUAUAAACUAUGUAAUUAAAUGACUCUAAGUAAAAUCUGAAUUAUCUUUGCACAGUAUAAUAUGAUAUGUAACAUGUA
Messenger RNA from Drosophila virilis, 2051 nucleotides. It is a transcript of the gene Mipp1, whose product is annotated as Multiple inositol polyphosphate phosphatase 1. Gene Ontology annotation, molecular function: inositol phosphate phosphatase activity; acid phosphatase activity. Lineage: Eukaryota; Metazoa; Arthropoda; Insecta; Diptera; Drosophilidae. The record is from RefSeq and is a predicted model, not a curated record.